GCGCGGCGUCAUGCGCACUGACAACCGCCUCACGUCGUCGAGCGCUGCCAUUCGCGUCGCGUACGUGGAAAAUGUCUAUCCUGCCGUUCUUGCUGGAUCUGGAACGCCCUAGACGCCUCCACGACCAGCACUUCGCGCUCUCAUUGACACCAGAAGAUGUCCUCACAAUUGUCGCCCCGCAACCUUCGCGGGACUACUACCGCCCGUGGCGACAGCUGUCCCAUCUCCUCCGCGAUACCGGCUCCACCAUCAAAGCCGAUAAGGACAAGUUCCAGAUCAACUUAGACGUGCAGCACUUCGCGCCUGAUGAUAUCUCCGUGAAGGUGUCCGACGGCUUCAUCAUCGUCGAGGCUAGUCAUGACGAGAAGCGGGAUGAGCAUGGCUGGGUGUCGAGGAACUUUACCCGACGGUAUGCUUUACCUGAGGGGUGCAAUGUGGAUGUGGUGCAGUCGAAGCUAUCGUCUGAUGGGGUGUUGACGGUCACGGCGCCGCUGAAGCGUCCCCAGGCCACCGAGCGCAUCGUUCCUAUCAUCCAGACUGGACCGGUGAAGACCCAGCUCGACGGCCCCAAGGAGAGUGGCGACGACUCGGGCUCGGCCCCGGUCGAGAACGGCCAGUAGUGCAUCGGCAAGCUGCCAAGCCAGAUUUAGCGAUUGAUUUUAUUCUUGUUUACUGGUCGAUUUAGCUUGUUUUAUUUAAGGCUUUGGCAUCAGCAUUCCAUUAUUGUAAGUUUAUUUAUAUUUGUCAUGUCAUGAAUUAAACGCUCAAGUAUGUUUA
Messenger RNA from Manduca sexta (tobacco hornworm), 777 nucleotides. Its product is annotated as protein lethal(2)essential for life. Bases 72 to 620 code for a protein of 182 amino acids. Gene Ontology annotation, molecular function: protein folding chaperone. The transcript has a single exon. Gene Ontology annotation, biological process: protein refolding; response to heat. The record is from RefSeq and is a predicted model, not a curated record. Lineage: Eukaryota; Metazoa; Arthropoda; Insecta; Lepidoptera; Sphingidae.